AUGGAACCAGCAGAGCCCCCCACCUGGAAUCUCUUUGUCGAUGGCUCGUCUGGAGAAACAGGCUCCGGAGCUGGUAUUGUGCUAGAAAGCCCAGAGGGGCACAAACCCAACUGCGCCGUGAGGCUCGGAUUCAAAGCUUCUAACAACAUGGCAGAAUACGAGGCCCUCUUAGCCGGACUUAGGCUAGCCAAGGAACUACAAGUGAGGAGGCUGAUUAUCAGCAGUGACUCACAGUUGGUGGUGAAUCAAGUUAAUGGAAACUUCAUGGCCAGGGAUAAACACAUGGCCGCCUACCUGAAGUUGGUUAUGAACUCUUUGCCAGACUUCGAGAAGUUUGAACUGAUUCAGGUGCCUCGCCAGGAAAAUUCUCAUGCGGAUGCCCUAUCAAAGCUGGCCAGCAGCAGAGACUCUAAAAUGCUCAAAAUGGUACCAAUCGAAUACUUAACAAAGCCCUCCAUUAAGAAAUGUGAAGAGCUGAUGUGGGCCAAAGCACACCGUCCUGGAUGGUGCCUAUCUUGGCCUACAUGA
Fraxinus pennsylvanica is the source of this 528-nucleotide messenger RNA. The record is from the annotation of a GenBank genome assembly. NCBI's taxonomy places the organism in Eukaryota, Viridiplantae, Streptophyta, Magnoliopsida, Lamiales, Oleaceae.